UCCUCCAGCCUCAGCCUCCCCAAGUAGCUAUGGUUUGUUUUUGUGUUGAGGUUAAACCCAGGGCCUCGCAAUGCUUGGAAAGCACUCUAUGACUGUUGCACACAUAUAGCAGAGCCACAUGGCACCUCUGUACCAGAGGCUAAGCCAAGGCUUCCCACCUGGAUUAGUUCCCAGCACAGCCGGAAAGCUCCUCCUGAAAAGGGCUGGGGCCAAGAAUCUGUCACUAACCCAAUUUCAGCCAGUGAUUGGAUGAUGUUAGCUGUCAGUCACGAUGCAGAGGCGGGCCUGGAGGCCAUCCAUCAGGGUCGCUGGGGGGAACUGUCCAAUCAGUGCGCAGAGGAUGGGGAAGGCCGGGCUUCCGCAAUCUCGCGGGCUUUUCUUCCUCAGCUACUGGGCUACUCCUUCUCCAGGCCCCGAGUUCUCUGCUCCAGGGAUCCAGGCCAGCGACUCUGCGCAGCCUGUGUCCUCGGAGAUCUCGGGUGCCCGGAGGUUCCUCGAGAGGACGCCGGGUCACCACAGAAGACAAAAAUGAUCUCAGUGACCUUUGAGGAUGUGGCUGUGAACUUCAACCAGGAGGAGUGGGCUUUGCUGGAUUUUUCCCAGAAGAACCUUUACAGAGAUGUGAUGCUGGAAGUCCUCAGAUACCUGACUUCUAUAGGAAACAAAUGGGAAGACAAGACCAUUGAAGAUCAGAUCGAACAUUCUGGGAGCAUUCUAAGGCACAUCGCAUGUCACUCUGGACAUGAACCCUGCAAGCAUGAGGAAUGUGAAGAGAAGCCAUGUGAAUUGAAGCAUUACAGGAAAUCUGUGGUAACUCCCAAAAGCGUUCACACACAAAUUUUAACAGAAACUGGAGAUGGACCUUAUGAAAAUAGAGUAUGUGAGAAAGUCUUCAGCUGUCUCAGUACCAUUCAAAGGCAUGAAGUUACUCAUACUGGGUGGCAACCCUUUGAAUAUCAACAAUGUGGUGAAGCCUCAUCUUCUCCCACAGAUGUUCAAAGACACAUGAGAACACAGAGUGGAGGUAAAGCUGUUCAAUGUGAGGUAUGUGGGAAAGCCUUUCAUUUCUCCUCUUUAUUUAGAAGGCAUGAAAGAACUCAUUCUGGAGAGAAACUCUGUGAAUGUAAAGAAGGUGGUCGGACCUGUACUUCACUCACAAGUCUUCAAUGUCACAGGAUCACCCACACUGAAAAUGCACCUUUUAAAUGUAAGGUAUGUGGGAAAGACUUUGCUUAUCCCAGUUUAUUUAGAAUACAUCAGAGAACACAUGCUGGGGAGAAGCCCUAUGAAUGUAAGCAGUGUGGCAAAGCUUUCGCUAAGCCCUCUGCCCUUCUGUCACAUGAACGAACUCAUACUGGAGAGAAACCUUAUGAAUGUCAACAAUGUGAAAAGGCCUUUUCUACAUCCUCUUACGUUCAGAUACAUAAACAAAUUCAUACUGGAGGAAAGCCCUAUGAAUGUAAACAGUGUGGAAAAGCCUUUGUUACAUCCUCUCAGCUCCAUGUACAUAAAAGAACACAUACUGGAGAGAAGCCGUAUGAAUGUCAACAAUGUGGAAAGGCCUUUGCUAGGUCCUGUCACCUUCAGAUUCAUGGAAGAACGCAUACUGGAGAGAAGCCCUAUGAAUGUAAGCAGUGUGGGAAAGCCUUUGCUACAUCCAGUCACCUUCAAAGACAUGGAAGAACACAUACUGGAGAGAAGCCCUAUGAAUGUCAACAAUGUGGAAAAGCCUUUGCUACAUUCUCUUCCGUUCAGGUACAUGAACGUUUUCAUACUGGAGAGAAGCCCUAUGAGUGUAAGCAGUGUGGCAAAGCCUUUGCUACAUCUGGUUACCUUCAAAUUCAUAGAAGAACACAUACUGGAGAGAAGCCCUAUGAGUGUAAGCAGUGUGGCAAAGCCUUUGCUAGAUCCUGUUACCUUCAGAUUCAUAGAAGAACACAUACUGGAGAGAAGCCCUAUGAAUGUCAACAAUGUGGGAAAGCCUUUGCUACAUCCACUGAGCUUCACAUACAUGGGAGAACACAUACUGGAGAGAAGCCCUAUGAGUGUAAGCACUGCGGCAAAGCCUUUCCUACAUCCAGUUACCUUCAGAUUCAUAGAAGAACACAUACUGGAGAGAAGCCCUAUGAGUGUAAGCAGUGCAACAAAGCCUUUGCUACAUCCAGUAACCUUAAGAUUCAUGGAAGAACACAUACUGGAGAGAAGCCCUAUGAAUGUCAACAAUGUGGAAAAGCCUUUGCUACAUUCUCUUCCGUUCAGGUACAUGAACGUUUUCAUACUGGAGAGAAGCCAUAUGAGUGCAAACAGUGUAGAAAAGCUUUUGCUACAUCUGGUUACCUUCAAAUUCAUAGAAGAACACAUACUGGAGAGAAGCCCUAUGAGUGUAAGCAGUGUGGCAAAGCCUUUGCUAGAUCCUGUUACCUUCAGAUUCAUAGAAGAACACAUACUGGAGAGAAGCCCUAUGAAUGUCAACAAUGUGGGAAAGCCUUUGCUACAUCCACUGAGCUUCACAUACAUGGGAGAACACAUACUGGAGAGAAGCCCUAUGAAUACCCUUACAUUUGGUGCAUUGGCCGGGAACUGCGCAUCGCCAGACAAGGAGACCCCAACGGACUUCUUUAGGGGGUAAGUAAGGUGAUGCUUCUUCUUCUUCUGCUGUUGCUGCUGCUGCUGCUGCUGCUGCUGCUUCUUCUUCUUCUUCUUCUUCCUCUUCCUCUUCCUCUUCUUCCUCUUCUUCUUCCUCCUCUUCUGCCUCCUCUUCUUCCUCUUCUUCUCCUCCUUCUCCUUCUUUUCCUUCUUGUUUUUCCUUUGCAAUCGCUUAGAGCUUUUUGGUUUUUGGCUUGGUGGAGAGCGUAAGCUCUCAGAGCUUUUUGGUAAGGUUUGGUUUUUGGCUCAGUGGAGAGCAUGAGCUCUCAGAGCUUUUUUGUUCAGGUUCGGUUUCUCAGUUUGGGUUGGCAGAGUGGCUGCCAGUGGAGAGCGUGAGCUCCCCCUGGUGGUGGUGGACAGACGUGUCCUGAAGCCACAGGCCACGUCCUUGCAAGGGACGCCUUGGAGGACUCGGGGAGGGGCGGAUGGACCCUCAUUCGGUGAGAAGGGAUUCUGCUGCCAGCCCGUCAGGUCUUGCCGGCUACUUUUAUUCUCAGGUUGAGUUCACUGUCUGCCUUUAAUCUUUGCGUCUGAAUUUGUGUUAAACGUUUACUGUGUGUCCAUGUUUGUGUCACGUUUGUAUUGUCCCUGUCUCUGCCUGAGUAACUCCCAGUAUGGGACAAAGCCAUUCCACGCCUCUGUCCCUGAAGCCUUUCCUGGUCCCUGCCUCCACUCUGACCCCUUCCCCCAAGAUCCUAUCACUCAAUCCUUCUGCUCAUCCCCCUUUUCCCUCCAUUCUCCCUGAGUCACAAGAUUGUAGAUCUUGGGGUGUGAACAAACGGGAGCUGCAUGAUGAUCUUUGUGUGUCUUUUUGUCUGUGUCUCUGUUAAGUGUGAUGGCAUUGUUUUACUUUGGAUUGAUGCAGAGUCCCAAAUUCCAAACUGCCUUAGAUGUGUGGAAGUAACAUUAGCUAAAUUUUAACCUAAUGCUUCUCCUAUGAGGGACCAAAAGUCAAUAGAACUGCCAGCUUUUCUGUUCUCACCUUUUACACCUCUCUUAGAUGUGUUUUAAAGAACUUUGAUAAACUUUACCCCCCUUUGUUAAGCGAGAUUAGGGAAGCAGUGUUUUCUUUUCUUCCCGUAGUUGGCUUGAGCAUGCCCACUGCAGAGGGAAAUGCCUGGGGUCUAAAAACUUUGAUAUCUCACUUACACUUUUCUCAAACUUGAAACAACUGCAAGCAGAGGAUGAACUUUUUUGGGGAAGCUGACUACUGAAAAGUUAGGAGAUGUGAAAAAUACCUGGUGCCUGGGGUCAAACCAAACCCGCAAAACUAAUCCUGGAUGUAAAAGGUGGGGCUGAGAGGCUCCCAGCAGCUGCCAGAGCCAUUUUGCUCUGGGGAACUCCCUCAUUCCUUACCUGCACUUUAAGGAUUACUCCACCUCUGUUUACUUAACUAAAGGGACAAUGAAUGCAGUAAUGUGUUGAUAUUAUAGAUUGUUUCUUGGGGAUGAUCUUGACUGAAUGUGUAUCUAAAAGAUGAUUUUUUUUUAUUGUAACAAUCUGGUAUCUGAAUGGGUUUCUAAAGCAUUGCACUAUCUUGCAGUUAAAAGUUGGGUUUAAGCAAUUGUUUAGUUUGAUUUCAGAUAGUUCAUGCUGGAAAACUUAAAUACUUAGGAUAAAAAAAAAAUAAAAAGUUUCAAUUUUGAACUGGGUAGCCCGAGAAAAUUUCACUAGGUAUUCCAGUGCAUUAACCUGGGCAAGGAUAAUAAAUUAUGAUAUGAUAUCUGUUCCCCUCAGUGUGUAAGAUUCAGGAAAAAAAAAGGGGGGGGGUGGGGGUGCUAAAUUAAAACAUUGGUCUGGCUUAUUGAAAUGACAUUAAUUAGCAACAGUCUUGGGAAUUUUUAAAGCUUAAUUUUGGAUAUACAUGGUAGAACUUAGUACUACUUUACGACCUUCAGAACAAAGGAAGCAGCUUAAUGAUCCUGAGGGAAUUUCCUCUGAUGGUGGCCUUUAUAUUAUCAGAAAAAGAUCCUAUUUUCAGUUUUGUGUGAGUGAGUUUUACUAGUGUAGAAAGAUGUAAAGGUAUGAAAUUUUGAGAAUUGUAUCUUAAACUUGCAUCAUAAUUUUCAAGCUCCAAAUGUGGAAAUUGUGACUUAUGGCUAAAAUGCCUUAGGCAUGAGGUUUCUGCUCAGAAUUCCAGUCUUCCCAGUUCCUUCCAGACCUCAGCCAGGACUUAAGCUGAUAUGCAAAUAGAAGAAGCCUGGGGCUCAAUAGAGGACAGAUCUGAGAUUCAAGGAAAAAAAAAAGAGUAGAAGUGUCUUUUUACCUGAACUCAGAUUAGACCCCAACCAAAAAGUAAAUUAUAUGAUAUUUACUAAUUACUGGCCAGUCAUCUUUUUUUUUAGGACUCUUGCUUUUUCUUAGAUUCUGUAUUUUUUUGAGCUCAUGAUUUUGGUCCUACAGACCUAGGUUAAUGUUUUUCUGAUAAGUGGAGUUUUUGAAACAUUGCAAUGGAGAUUUCACCUGAAAAAGCUACAAGGGUGUUACACUUGUGUUAUGUGUUGUAUGUCGGUAUGUCUGUAUGUGUGUAUGUCCAUAUAUCCUGCAGUGAUAUGACAAUUGACAGAUGAGGAGCGCUCAUGAAAAAUUUAAAAAUAGAUCCAAAUAUCUUUGAUUCACAUGAUUCAAAUGAUUCAAUUUAAAUUGGGUAAACAGAUAAAAGUAAAUAUGUCUUUAAAAUUAAGCUCAUAAGUUUUUCUACGUGUUCAAAAAGACCCUAAUAAAAUGUUGAUGUCUAUGUAAUAAUCUGCCUAAAUUCAGAAAUUUACAGAUAUUGUUUCAAAAUGUGAACAGAAGGAGGUUAACAGAUGGAAAAGAGAAACUAAAAGGUUCUAGGUAUGGAUUUAAUAGAGGGAAAAUGUGUUUCUGGAUAAGAGAGUCUAUGUGAUUAAGUAAUUAAGAGGGUUUAAGUAAGUGAUAAAGAAGGUCUGUGUAAAUUGGUUAUGUGUGUUAGUUUUUGAGCAAGUAAUCUUAAAAGAAAUUAAAAAUUAUACAACUAUGGUUAAACAACAGCUGUUAUUUUUCAAUAUUGUAAUGUUGUUUAUUUAGAAAGCUAACCUUGGUUAAUAAAAAUCAUCAAUGUAAUUAUGGUGCUGUUAAUGUGUUCAUAUCUUCCAGGUAUACAAGUCUGUAAGGUAGAAGUUUCAAAAGAACAUUGUAUCAAGCUGGUGUUCUAAAGUUGUAUGGUAAUUUUAGGCUCAAAAGAAAAAACAUGUUGGAGAUUUAUUUAUAUCAUUUGUGUUCUACAACUGGACUUGUUAUCAAUAAGAUAUGUAAAGUUCUAUGUUACUUUCUACACUGAGAUACAAUUUAAAUGUAUUUUUAAGUUAAUGAGAGCCUAAUCUGUGUGAAGGUUUUAUUGCAAAACACAAAAGUACAUUACUACUUUUCUACAAGAGGUUAAAAUCUUUCAGCCUUUCUUUAAUUCAUGUUUUAGGUGUGAUAUUAUGUUGUGUUAGCUAAUAUUUAUGUAAACUUUGUAAAAUGAUCAGCUUCAGAACUAUAGUACUUGAGAUUUAUAAAGAGCCCUGCCUUACUUGAGAUAAGGCUCUGUCCCAUCUCACUACAUGUAAAAGUGACUAUGGAAGAAGUAAGCCAGAUUUCAGUACAGUUAAAGUUGUGUCCAAAAGUAGGUUUUUGCCAAGAUUACUAGGAUCUCAAACAGGGAAUUAUGAUAUAUAACCCUGCCAGAAUUCAAGGUAGCUAUUAUGUAAGCUAAAUAUGUUUUUACCCUAGUUAGUUUUGUUUUGUAGUUUGCUUAUAGAUGGUUUAAGGGUUGCCUGUUAAUGUUUUAAAGAGGUACUGCUUUAAGAACUCACAACCUGGGUCAACUUAAGAUAAGGAGUUAUCACCUACAGGAUAGAGAGACAUUAAAGCCCAGUGCUCUCAAUAUAAGGCUGUUAACUUAUUUGCUGGAUGUUUAAGAUCAAGUUUUUAAAAUUAGUUAAAUUAAAAGGGCCAAGAAAACCAAUAUUUGGCUCUUGCCCUCAGAGUCAGUCUGAAUCAGGGAAUAGGGGACUUCUCCAAAGGGCUCUGCAACUCUAGGCCACUCCUGAUCAGGGAGAUUAAUGAGACCAGUGGAGGACAGAAGGCCAAUCGGUGCAUUUGCUGUGAAGAGGAGGGUCAUCAGAAAGGGGAAACAUCCCUGAUGCUUCCAAGGGAAGCCACAUGGUCAAGCAAGGCCUGGACCUAUCCUAGCGCAAAUGGCACUAGCAGAACUGAGAAGCUGCUGUAAAUUCCCUGAGGACUCCCAGGGAAACUCAGCUGACUGUUAACAAAAGUCAGUUUGACUUGCUUCAUCUUAAACACUUAGCAAAGACAGUUAAAGCCAAAACACAGCUGUUCCUGGGCUGCCAGGGACUAGAAGGGAGUUCUUCUUCAAAGAAUAGCCUGACACUUACAAGAAACAGCCCCCUGGGAGACAUCCUGCCUGGGAGACACCCUGCAGCCAUCUAUCUCCCUGAGACAUCCUGCGGCCACCUAUCUUCCUGAAACAUCCUGCGGUUAUCUCACCUUGUGCAGACAUCCAGCAACUGCAGAUAAGAGAGCUUCCCCAUCCCCAGCGUACAAAUACCCCUGUGUGAACAAUAAAAGUUUGCAGCUUGAUCAGAACUCCUGUCUUGCUGUCAUCCUUCUGUGUCUCUUGUCCCUUCAUUCCUCCCCACCUAGGUUCAAGGCCCACAUUGAUGUGUCCUUCUGGUCGGGACAUUUGGCGCCCAGUGUGGGGCUCGAGCCUUUGACUGAGGGUGAACACGGUCUUCCGGGAAGACUUGGCCAAGCGGGAGCUCGCGAUCGCAUCGGCAGACACGACCGAGAGACAGAUCCAGGAGGUGAGUGACCCACCAUGGGACAAGCAGUUUCGUCACAUGAGUUGUUUUUGUCAGGCCUCAAGGAAGCCCUCAAGACACGGGGGGCACGUGUUAAGAAAAAGGACUUAAGAUUAUUCUUUUCAUACAUAGGAGAAUUGUGUCCAUGGUUUCCCCUUGAAGGGAUCAUUGAUGGUAAAAGAUGGCUUAGAGUUGGAGACUGUUUAAAAGAUUAUUAUGAAUCCUUUGGCCCAGAAAAGGUGCCUGUUCCCACCUUUUCUUACUGGAAACUAAUUAAUUAAAAAAAAAAAGCUUUAAAAAAAAGAGAUAUUUUUUGGCCUUUAUGUUCUAGAAGUUUGCACUAGGAGAGUGAGAAAAAGGGAGAGAAAAUGUGAUGUUUACCUAGAGAGAAAUAAGUUUCAAUUUUCUAUUGUUUUUGUCAAUACUCAGAAAGUAUGUACGGACCUUUUUACUACAUGGUUGUCCUAUGAAUCAGAAUGGCUAUAACUCAGCAGCUGGGGACAAGAGAUUUUAGCCGCUGCUGCUCGCUAUGGGGUCCUAGCCCCUGCGGCCAACAGUACUUUUAAUCCUUGAAUUACUUGACCUAAAUGCCAAACACAGACUAACUUAAGAUCUGAUGGUAAUGCCAGCGUUUGCUACUAAAAAACCUUUGGAGCACCCACGUGUCACAGAAAAAAGUGCAGGAUGUACACAAGCUGCAACCGCAGGUUGCAGAGACAGAACAAGCUGCUACCGCGGUAAGAUCUUGGCCAGGCGGGGGAAAAUGCAGACAAAAUCAAACAAAAUGCAAUUGGCUAGGAAAACUUGGGGAACUUUUGCCCCGAAAAUGGGCAGCGGACUCCAUGUUGUUUGCAUCACCAUGGUAACCAUGGGGUGACUGGCCGGAAGAGCAGGCUUCCUGGUCCCACCUUCCACACUUUCGUGGGCUUCCGAUUUGUUCUUCCACAGUCACUCAGACAGGACUUCUAGUCCCGCCUUCCAGCCACUAAUCUGUACUACUGUGUUUCAGAUUUCUACCGGAGCUGUUCAGAGCCUAUAUUUUUAGAAUGCCUACCUGUAAAUGCUAACGAAAGAUAUCUUUUUCAGACAAAAUUUAAUUCCACAGCUUUCUAUGUUGCAGCCCUAAAUUUAAGUUAGUUCUGAGUUAAAUAACCUGACUUUUCUCUAUAGUUGUGUUACUAAAUAAUGUUCUAUUGAUGAGAGAUAUCAAACAUGCUUCUUUAUAUUUUACUCUUAAUUUUGGAGGUUAUAAGGAUGCAUUUGCUCGCCACAGGAACAAAGCCGGCAAUGUUCCUGUGAUGAUCAAAAAAUCCUUAUUCUCAUUCCUAACUAUAAAAAAUAAAUAUGUAUACUCAACAAGGAUUUUAUUUCAGUUACAUCAAGUGAUGUCACAUAGAAGAGUGCACUCCUAGUUAAAAAUAAAUUAAAAUAGAUCCAAAUAUUUUAAGACCAUGUGGUUACAUAAAAUUAAUACAAUUUAAGUUAUGUUCUUAUUCUUAAUAUAUAUAUUUUAAGAUAUUUAGAUAACCUAUAUUUGUUAAUCUAUAAAAUAAUUAGCACAUGCCUAAUUAAUUAGUUAAUAUAUAUUUGCCUAAUUGUUUUUCUUCAACAGAAAACCCAUAAAUUAUGUUUUAUAUUUACAUUUAUCAGAUACUCUGCCUUUUCAGUUACAGAUAUUUGAGAUAAAUGUGCUUUUAAGUGAAAAUACAAUCUUCAAGUAGUUUCUAAUUGUCAAAGUUAUUGUUCAAACUCAUAAGAUGAUAAAUAAUUAUAAUUAUGUCUACAAAAUAUCUAAGGAUUUUAACUAUAUUUUCAUUGAUAUUUCUUAUCAAAGUACAAUAAUUUGUUUAUAGAUUCUAAGGUUUUCAGAAAUUGUUCCAAGUAUAACCAAAAAAAAAAAAAAAAUUUUUCUAAAAGAAAAAGAUGCUUCAACAAAGAAAAAGCACACAUGGAUCCUAAAAAGAAAAAAGAAAUCAUCUUUGGGUAAAACAAGGUCUUUAUAUUCAUAUUUCAAUGAUAAAAGUAUUUUCCUAAGUUUUACUUAGGGUUUUUUUUAUAUUGUUAUCUAAACAACAGAUUUUUAUAUUGUUAUCUAAACAAAUGAUGUAAAAAGUUAGAACGAUUAAAAAAAAAGAGAUUUAUAUAUACUAAACUGACUAUAAUUAAUUUAAGGGUAUUUCAGGCUAUUUUUCCUAGUUUAACUAUACUAAUGUGAGCUAAGAUUUUGUCCAUAUUUUGACAUGAUAAGCACCUAUUAAAAUGUAAGUUUAUUUCUUUAAAGAAAGAUCCUUAUUGCCUAAUAAUUCUUACUGUUUAAGACAAAGAUUAAUUUUGGUAAAUAAAUUCACAUUGUUGAUUAAACAUUUAAGUAUAUUGAACUACUAACUUAAAUCCGAUUUUAACAAUUGUCCUUAGAGACUAAAAUCAAUUGAUUCUAAGACACUGAGAUACUAAUUUUUACAUAUUUUGUUUGUUAGAUAAUCAUAAAAUUUAAAAAAAAAACACAACAUUUUAUUAAGACUAAGGUUCUCCAAAUUAAAGUUAUAUAUUAAUUUUAAACAAUAAAGCUUACAGACUUUAAAAAUUCAUUGUUAUUAUGUAAGUUCUCUGACUAGAUCUAUUGUCCAUAAAAAAUGCAGUAAGAUUUAUAUACUGCUCCCUACACAGGAAAUAACCUUAAUCAUAUUUUUUUAAAGGCAAUUAAGAGAUACCUAUUUAAAGGAUAAUAUUCUAAAAUAUAAAGAUUUUGGGAUCGCCUUAACCAUGCAUUAUUUGCCCUUAAUUUUCUUACCCUAGACAGUGAAGGCCAUUUGGCCGCAGACAGACAAUGGCAUCUGUUCACCCACCUGUUAUGUGGCGCGAUCCCCUUACAAAUAAAUGGAAAGGCCCAGAUCCUGUCCUCAUCUGGGAACGAGGCUCAGCUUCUGUUUUGGACCAAGAGCAAGCAGCCCCAAGAUGGUUACCAGAACACCUGGUUAAACAGGUUAAUGACUUACCUCAACCCAGGGAUGGAGGCCCUCCCCCUGAGGACAAAUUUUCCUCUUUUGCAGAUGCAGCCAACAAUCUGUGUGAGGAUCCUGCUUAAGGCACUUCUGCUGAACAGGUUUGUACACGGAGGCCUUGGCCCUCCACCUUCCAACAUCAUGGAGUACCUUUUUGGCCCCCCCUGCAAAUGCAAGGGAGGAUCUUGGACUCAGGCUCCCACUAGUUGGACCCAGACUGCUGACUGCUUGACUAAGGUGGCUUACCUCCGUGCCGAGGUUGACCAUCAGCCUAAAUGGGUAUGUGUUAACAAGCCAAAGAUUAUUUCCCCCAGUACAAGUAAAGCUCUCCAAAAUUGUUCUGCAACUUGCACGCAUACCCAGGCGAUGCAUGUCUCUUGUUAUGUGUCAGCCUCAAUUUGUGUUAACAAGCAGGGAGAACAAUUUUUUGAAGCCACUCUAACUAAAACUCAUGCAGCAGAGGGGACCACUAUUCACUAUACUCCCGUUCUCUUUGACCAGGGAGGAGAAGGCAUAUACACCAAGUUACAGUCAGCUGGAUGCCAAGGCACUGUCGGUAAACCCUCCUGCUGGCCCAUUAAGGCCCCUACAGGGGUCUCUGAUGGUGGAGGACCCACUGAUGCUGUCAAGCAUCUUCAGAUAAUCAAACUUUUGAAACCCCAAAUCCCUGAGCUCACAUAUCAUCCCUUAAUGCUGCCUAAAUCCCAGCUCCCAGAUUUAGAUACCAAUACAUUAGAUAUUUUGGAAACUACCUUCUCCUUGCUUAAUAAUUCCAACCCCACCCUUGCUGGUGAUUGCUGGCUCUGCAUGAAAACAGGGGCAAUCAUGCCUAUGGCAGUUCCUAUUAAUUCUAUUAUAGACAAUGAUAAUACAUGCCAAUCCGGAUUUCCUUUUAAAGUACAGCCUAUAGGCAUUUUUACAUCAUGUCUUUUAGGCGCGAUGCAGAAUAAUACCUAUGGUAUUGAUGUUGGAGUUACUUCCUUUGGAAAUUGCUCAACAGUAAACAAUUAUUCCUCACCCACCCCAUCUCUUUGUCCCCCCAAUGGCACAGUUUUUAUGUGUGGAGGAAACUCAGCCUUCCCCAGGCUUCCAACGUAUUGGACCGGUGGCUCUGUUCUUGCCUUAUUACUCCCUGAUAUAACUAUUGUCCCAGGAGAUGAACCUCUACCCAUUCCUAGCCUAGACACUUUAGUCAAAAGACACAGGCAGGCAAUACAGGCCUUACCACUCCUUGCCAGCCUUGGAAUAACAGCUGCUGUGGGCACAGGUACCGCUGGCUUAGGCACGGCUAUACACUCUUACCAUCGCCUAUCUCAAAAACUUAUAGAGGAUGUACAAACUCUAUCAGGAACCAUUAAAGAUUUACAGGACCAAAUAGACUCCCUGGCAGAAGUGGUCCUUCAAAACAGACGAGGCUUAGAUUUGCUGACAGCUAACCAGGGAGGUAUUUGCUUGGCCUUAGGGGAAAGAUGCUGCUUUUAUGCCAAUAAAUCAGGCAUAGUACGCACAAAAAUUAAGCAGCUUCAAGAAGAUUUAGAAAAGAGAUGAAGGGAACUAUUUGAAAAUCCCCUCUGGACUGGGCUUAAUGGAUUUCUACCCUACCUUCUUCCACUAUUAGGCCCUUUGUUGGAUUUACUUUUAAUGGUGUCCAUAGGACCCUGCAUUAUAAACAGGCUGGUACAAUUUAUUAAAGAACAGAUUAAUAUUUUGGCCUCUAAGCCCAUACAGGUUCACUAUCAUCAUCUGGAGAUGGAAGACCGUGCUGCCAACAUUUAAAAGGAUGUUCUACCCUUCUCACAGGCUUAUUUCUUAAGUUUACAUCCCCACAGAUGCCCCUUUCUUAAAAGUGUCUUUUUACCUGAACUCAAACAAGACCAAACCAAAAAGUAAAUUGUAUGGUAUAUAUACUUAUAUACUAAUUACUGGCCAGUCAUCUUUUUAGGACUCUUGCUUUUCUUAGAUUCUGUAUUUUUUUUAUCCUAUAGGCAAGUUAAUGUUUUCUGAUCAGUUUUAUUUUUGAUCAACUGUGGAGUUUUUAAACAUUGCAAUGGAGAUUUCACCUGAAAAAAAAAAAAACAGCUACAAGGCCUUGUGUAUGUGUUACAUUUGUGUUAUGUGUUGUAUGUCAGUAUGUCUAUAUGUGUAUAUGUCCAUAUAUCAUGCAGUUAUAUGACAAUUGGCAGAUAUACGAGGAGCGCUCAGAAAAAAAAAAAAAAAAAACAGAUCCAAAUAUCUUUGAUUCACGUGAUUCAAAUGGUUCAAUUUAAAUUGGGUAAACAGAUAAAAGUAAAGAUGUCUUUAAAAUUAAGCUUAUAAGUUUUUCUAGGUGUUCAAAAAUAAAACGUAAUAAAAUGUUGAUGUCUAUGAAAUAAUUGCUUAAAUUCAGAAAUUUACAAGUAUUGUUUCAAAAUGUGAAUAAAAAAGAAGGUUAACAGAUGGAAAAGAAAAACUAAAAAGUUCUAGAUAUGGAUUUAAUAGAGGGAAAAUGUGUUUCUGGAUAAAAAAGUCUAUAUGAUCAAGUUAACAAAAGGGUUUAAGUAAGUGAUAAAAAAGGUCUGUGUAAAUUGGUUAUAUGUGUAAGUUUUUGAACAAGUAAUCUUAAAGAAAUUAAAAAUUAUACAACUAUGGUUAUACAACAACUGUUAUUUUUCAAUAUUGUAAUGAUUAUUUCUUUAAGAGUUAAACUUGGUUAAUAUAAAAUCAUCAAUGUAAUUAUGGUGCUAUUAAUUCAUAUCUUCCAGGUAUACAAGUCUGUAAGGUAGAAGCUUCAAAAGAGCAUUAUAUCAAGCUGGUGUUCUGAAGUUGUAUGGUAAUUUUAGGCUUAAAAGAAAAACAUGUUGGAGAUUUAUUUAUAUCAUUUGUGUUCUAUAACUGGACUUGUUAUCAAUAAGAUAUGUAAAGUUCCAUGUUACUUCUACACUGAGAUACAAUUUAAAUGUAUUUUUAAGUUAAUGAGAGCCUAAUCUGUGUGAAGGUUUUAUUGUAAAACACAAAAGUACUUUGCUACUUUUCUAUAAAAGUUUAAAAGUUUUCAGCCUUUAAUUCAUGUUUCAGAUGUGAUAUUAUGUUGUGUUAGCUAAUAUUCAUGUAAACUUGAACAACAAUUUAUGUAAGCUUUGUAAAAUGAUGUCUAAAAAGCAAAGAUCAGCUUCAGAACUAUAGUACUUAAGAUUUACAAAGAGCCUGAGACUAUGAAAGAAGUAGGCCAGAUUUCAGUACAUUUAAAGUUAUGUCCAAAAGUUGGUUUUUGCCAAGAUUACUAGGAUCUCAAACAGGGGAUUAUAAUGUAUAACCCUGCCAAAAUUCGAGGUAGCUAUUAUAUAAACUAAAUAUGUUUUUACCCUAGUUAAUUUUAGUUUGUAGUUUGCUUAUAGGUGGUCUAAGGAUUGCUUGUUAAUGUUUUGCAGAGGUACUGAUUUAAGAACACACAACCUGGGUUAAUUUAAGAUAAGGGGUUAUCAUCUUCAGGAUAGAGAGAUAGACAUUAAAGCCCAGUACUUUUUAUAUAAGGCUAUUAAAACUUAUUUGCUGAAUGUUUAAGAUUAAGUUCUAAAAUUAAAGUUAAAUUAAAAGGGCCAAGAAAACCAAUAUUUGGCUCUUGCCCUCAGAGUCAGUCUGAGUCAGGGAAUAGGGGACUUCUCCAAAGAACUCUGCAACUCUAGGCCACAUAACCUCCUGAACAGGGAGAUUAAUGAGACCAAUGGAGGACAGAAAGCCAAUCAGUGCAUUUGCUGUGAAGAGGAGGGUCAUCAGAAAAGGGAGACAUCCCUGAUGCUUCCGAGGGAAGCCAUAUGGUCAAGCAAUGCCUGGACCCAUCCUAGCGCAAAUGGCACUAGCAGAACUGAAAAGCUGCUGUAAGUUCCCCGAGGACUCCCAGGGAAACUCAGCUGACUGUUAACAAUAGAUAGAAACAAAAGUCAGUUUGACUUGCUUCAUCUUAAACACUUAGCAAAGACAGUCAAAGCCAAAACACUACUAUUCCUGGGCAUUUUAAAUGAUAAUAAUAGUUAAAUGUAACUUCCAAGAAUAAGUAAACUGGAGGCUGCAAAAGAGAUUCUCAGACAGGAAUGCCUGAUAACCAUCAAAAGGGACUGCCAGAAUAGUUUUUAGUUUAAGGCCUUUAUUUCUAACCUACACAGGUAGGCCUAAUGUUUGCUAGUAUGGUUAUCCAGCCCUAAGUAACAGAAUUAAAGAUUUCUCUAUUAGACACAGGCUGAUAAGGUAUGGUCAAAUAUUUUAUAUAAGUAAGGGGGAGAUGCCAGGGACUAGAAGGGAGUUCUCCUUCAAAUAAUAGCCUGACACUUACAAGAAACAGCCCCCUGGGAGACAUCCUGCCUGGGAGACACCCUGCAGCCAUCUAUCUCCCUGAGACAUCCUGCAGCCACCUAUCUUCCUGAAACAUCCUGCGGUUAUCUCACCUUGUGCAGACAUCCAGCAACUGCAGAUAAGAGAGCUUCCCCAUCCCCAGCGUACAAAUACCCCUGUGUGAACAAUAAAAGUUUGCAGCUUGAUCAGAA
Marmota monax (woodchuck) is the source of this 14991-nucleotide messenger RNA. Its product is annotated as zinc finger protein 709-like. NCBI's taxonomy places the organism in Eukaryota, Metazoa, Chordata, Mammalia, Rodentia, Sciuridae. The record is from RefSeq and is a predicted model, not a curated record. Gene Ontology annotation, molecular function: DNA-binding transcription repressor activity, RNA polymerase II-specific. The transcript has 5 exons. Bases 250 to 2622 code for a protein of 790 amino acids. Gene Ontology annotation, biological process: negative regulation of transcription by RNA polymerase II.